AUGAACCAGCAGGAAGCGUUGUUCCUUUCCUGUGUCAUUAUUGAUAAAGGACGAUGUUCGGACUAUAAUUGUUUUAAUUUCAGCACAUCAAAAUGUUCCAUGUCAAAUUGUUUCAAUCUAUCGGUUUGUUUAUCAAAAUCCGCUUUCAAAGUGUACGUUUAUCCAAAUAACAACGAAUCGGCAAUUUCGGUGGUAUAUUCGAAUAUUUUGAAGGUGUUACGGGAUAGCAACUAUUAUACGAGUGAUCCAAACGAAGCGUGCCUAUUCGUGUUGAGCAUCGAUACGAUCGAUCGAGACAGACGAAGUGAGAACUAUGUGAAGCAUGUUGACGAGCAAAUCCAAGCACUGCCUCAGCAUAUAUGGAACGACGGUCGAAAUCAUAUCGUCUUCAAUUUGUAUCAUGGAACCUAUCCAGAUUAUUCCGAUCAUGACCUAGGAUUCAAUGUUGGUUACGCGAUUGUGGCUAGGGCUAGUGCGAAUACACAGAUAUUUCGUCCGGGUUUUGACCUUUCGUUCCCAUUAUUUCAUAAAGAGCACUCUUUGCGUACAACAUCUGAGCCGGUUUGGUCAUUGAAACUGCAAGAUGAGUACUUGGUGAGCUUCAAAGGAAAACGUUAUGUUUAUGGUAUUGGAUCAGAAACUCGUGACGCAUUGUAUCAUUUGCACAAUGGCAGAUCAGUGGUUAUGGUGACUACAUGCAAGCAUAAUACCGACUGGAAGAAAUAUGAAGACGAACGUUGUGAUGAGGAUAACAUCGAGUAUGAAAGAUGGGAUUAUGAGAGCACAAUGUCCAAUUCAACGUUUUGUUUGACGCCCAGAGGUCGUCGACUUGGUUCGUUUCGGUUUCUGGAGGCACUUCGUCUCGGCUGUAUUCCAGUGAUACUCUCAGACGAUUGGGAGCUACCAUUCUCGGAGAUCAUCGAUUGGUCACAAGCGACCGUUAUAGCACACGAGGACACUGUGCUGACGAUCACUGAUAUUCUACAAUCGAUUCCAAUCGUGCAAAUAAUCUAUAUGAAGCAACAAGCACGUGCACUCUAUCAACGAUAUUUCAGUAGUGUCGAGAAAAUUGUACUCACAACCGUUCAAAUAAUCGAAGAACGAAUAGCAAAGCAACAAUGGGGAGUGCAAGGACGUGACUGGAAUUCGGUGUUCAGGGAGGAAGAGACACGCUCAGAGAUAUCGCCCUGUACGUUACCAACAAAUCAGGCUGCUUUAUCGUCAUCGAAGAAUUGUGAAGUGGUCAUAUUGGCAACCAAUAAAGUAUCCGGAAGAUUAGUUCGUUUAGUGCGAACGCUGUCGACACUCAGUGAAAUUGUUACGAAGAUCACUGUUCUGUGGCCAACAGCGCGCGGAAUCGCACCAUUGCAGAAUGAUUUUUCAGUGGAGAAUGAUUUAGACGUUGUGCUUGUGACGAAUUCCGAUCAGUCAGCGUUUUUUAAUCUAAGCCGAACAGGUGAGCACAAUUUCGUUGGUGAUUUUGUGUUGCUGUUGGAUGAACGAGUGUCGUUGAAACGUUCGGAUUUUUUGUCAAUGUUCGGAAUUGCAUUGCAAGAACCGAAUCGAUUAGUGGGAUUCUACAGUGCCAUGCAUGUGGUAUCUACAAAAGCGUUGGCGGUAAAUUUAGGCGAAACCAAUGAAUAUUCAAUUAUAUUAUUGCAUUGUGCUAUUUUGAAUAGACGAUAUUUGUAUGACUUUUGGCGUUGGGUACCUCAACCAGCUAUCGAAAUAGCAUCACGUAUACCUCAGUGCUACGUGCUCUUGUUAAACUUUAUGUUGACCGAAAAAUCAGCACAGUCACCGGUUUCGAUCGGGAAUCGUGUGAAAGAAUCAUGGAUGUUGUCACGAAAUUAUUCAAUUUGUUUGAAUAAGGUUAGUAGUUUGGUACUUUCCUCAUCAGUAUGGCCUUCAACGGGAUUGCCGCUGAUCUCGAGUCGAGUUCGCGUUGAUCCAAUAAUCUAUCCGGAGAGCUCCCAAAACAACCGGAAGCAGUUCCCUGAUGUUGAAUUGUGA
Anisakis simplex (herring worm) is the source of this 2013-nucleotide messenger RNA. Lineage: Eukaryota; Metazoa; Nematoda; Chromadorea; Rhabditida; Anisakidae. The record is from the annotation of a GenBank genome assembly.